UUUAUGCAAAUACUUUUUUCUCGUAUAUCUAUGUCUUCUAUUUCGCCCGACGUGCCACCAACCAUAACAUAUAGAGGAUAUUUACGGCGUUUCUGAUUUAUUAUUUAUUAAAGACUUCACGAACGAUCUUAUGUUUGUUCUAAAGUCAUUAGGGAAGUAUAUCUGGGGCAAUUCGCGAUCCCCAGAAUUGGUCCAAAUUCCUUAUGGACGGUUAUUUUCCGUACAUAAAGACUACAGAGAGUGCAUCUUUAAUGAUGCUACCGCCUCUAUUCGUAGAACUACCGCUGAAUUUCAGUAUCAGCUUGUGAUCCAAAGAGCUUAUGAGGAGGGAGAAGAUGAACUGGAAGAGGAUGAAGCUGAAGACGAACAGAGUUUCCUGUUGGAUGAGAGUCUCCACUUGCGGUUCGAUGUACAAAAAGAUUCCAUUCGUUUAAUGUGGGACAAUCCAGACUUUCAAGAUGGAACGAUGUACGAAUUUGUUUGCGAAUCUGGACUACAAGACGGUGUUGCUAGUACGUUUGAAAUGGUAGCCCUUCAAUGUAUGUAUGAACGGAAAUAUCGCCAAUCGCAUUCAAAGGCGACGCUUGCGGAUUUGGAACAAUUCAGCUACUCCAUUGAAGAUGAUGAACCAGAAGAAACGAAUAUUACACAUAAGAUUGAGACUGUAAAGGCCCCUAUAAAACAGGUCGAACGGCCCGCUUCAAUCUACGAAGAAGAAGAUGAUGAUGAGGAAGACGAGAUUGCUGCUUUACAAAGCAUUGUGCAGCAAAAAUUAACGAUUGAUGAUCACGUUGAAAAAGAACAUACUGCACCAGAAACUACUACUAUUGUUGAGCCGGUUGAGCCAACGCAAGAGGCUUCAGAACAGACCGUUGACAACGAUGCUGAUGCGGAGCAUGACGAUGAAGGUGAAGGUGACUCUAUUGAGGGUGAGCUUCUAGGAAGCGUGCAAGCCGAACUGCAUCUGUUCGAUUCGGAAGAAGAAACUUUUAUGCUCCAAGAUGAGAUCGUGGAAGCAGGCGUUUAUGAUUUGGGUAAUUGGAAAUAUUGGCUUUGGAUAUCCUCGGGCGAGAAAACCUGGCUUAGUCAGCCGGUUGAGCCGGAAAUGAAUCCUGUCUUCUCUUUUGAGCACCUUUCUUUCAUUUGGAAUUAUUUCGAUGAAGAUGGUCGCGCUUUCUCAUGGUUACUGCGUUUUGAUGAUCAGGAUGCUAUGGAAAAGUUUCAAGAAGUGCUAAUGCGAGCACUUUGGGAAACGUUGAAUCAGCAAAGAUGGUUGAAGAUUAAGGAUGACGACCGGGAAUACGUGCUUGAUGCGUUCAAUGAAGACGAGGAAAUGGAAGAUGUGGAAGAACAUGCUUCUGAGCGUGAAGAAGACAGUAGUCCGGAACUUAUGAUGGAAGACUCGGUAGCUCCAUUUGGUCAAGAAAGCGAGAGUGAAGUUAGUGACGACGAGGAUGAAAUUGCGAACAGGAAGGCUAUCCGGUCUAAAAAGGGCCUUUCCGAUGACGAACAAAAUAGUUUAUUGGCGGUUGGUUAUAAAAAUGACCGUUCUUAUGUUGCUCGCGGUAAUCGCAUUGGCGUAUUCAAGCACACCGAUGAUAAUCAGCUCAAGUUUCAAACGGCAAUUGAGAACUUGCAGACAUCCACUGGUCAAAAGGUUCGUCCCAAGAAAAUUAUGUUACAUAACCAGGAUUCGUCGAUCGUCUUCCAGGACGAACGUAUUCCUAAUAAUCUAUAUCACAUGGAUUUGGAACGUGGAACAAUUGUUGAUGAAUGGAAGGUGCAUGAGGAUGUUCCUGUGGUCACUUUCGCUCCUGAUAAUAAGUUUGCUCAAAUGACACCUGAGCAAACACUAGUGGGUAUCUCCAACAAUUCGCUCUUCCGUAUUGAUCCUCGCCAACGGGGAAGCAAGGUGGUGAAUGAUCAAUUCAAGCAAUACGUUACCCGGAAUGCCUUCAGUGCCGCGGCUACUACUGAAAAAGGCUACAUCGCUGUGGCCAGCAGCAAAGGUGAUAUUCGGUUAUUUGACCGUAUUGGUAUUAAUGCAAAGACUGCCCUUCCAGCAUUGGGAGAACCGAUUAUCGGUGUUGAUGUCACAGCUGACGGUAACUGGGUUCUUGCAACAUGUAAGACAUACUUGCUACUUAUUGACGCUCGAAUUAAGGAGGGUCGUUAUGCUGGUAAGCUUGGCUUUGAACGUAGUUUCAGCAAGAAUAGUAAACCAAAGCCCAAGCGCCUGCAGUUAAGUCCACAACACAUUGCCAUGAUGCAAAGCGAACUUCAAGGUUCUACAAGCUUUACACCUGGAAAAUUCAACACAGGUAUCGAAGCAACGGAGACUACCAUCGUUUCGAGCAUAGGACCCUAUUUAAUUACUUGGAAUUUGGAACGUGUGAAACGCGGAAAGACCGACAAAUACAAGAUUCGACGUUAUGAAGCCGAAAUUAAAGCUGACGAUUUCCGUUUUGGUACAGACCGGAAUUUAAUUGUUACAUUGCCUAAUGAUGUUGCCAUGAUUGAUAAGUCUAGUUUGCGUAAGCCAACGCGAGAAUCUAUCUGUACGCCUAUGCGAAACCUCGCAUCUAAACAUGACAUUGUGAAUGCUCCAUAUUAGACUUUUAUGUUUUCAGAUAAAGGAGUUCUUGAUAAAUGGACGCAAAUUAACAAUCAUCAAGUAUUCCUCUGGUUUCUGUGUAUAAAUAUGGCAUUCCUCGCCACGCUGCAAUGACUAUUGCAGGUUACCUUAUAGUAAAGAUAUGUGUAUUUCGUUCUAUAUAGAAAUUGAAAGUUUUAGAAGUUCACGCACGACGUAACAAUCCUUGAUGAGAGAAAUAACAAACAAUUAAUUGCUACUAUAACCUAGCACUCACUCAUAGAAACAAUCUUCCCCUCAUUCAGUCAUAUAUCAAUUGAUGUGGCAUCACG
This is a messenger RNA of Schizosaccharomyces japonicus yFS275, 2925 nucleotides long. RefSeq names its product Vid27 family protein. NCBI's taxonomy places the organism in Eukaryota, Fungi, Ascomycota, Schizosaccharomycetes, Schizosaccharomycetales, Schizosaccharomycetaceae. The record is from RefSeq and is a predicted model, not a curated record. The transcript has 5 exons. Bases 131 to 2614 code for a protein of 827 amino acids.